Molecule: messenger RNA, 973 nt
Organism: Plectropomus leopardus (leopard coralgrouper)
Lineage: Eukaryota; Metazoa; Chordata; Actinopteri; Perciformes; Serranidae
Source: RefSeq, a predicted model, not a curated record
AUGUCCCUUCACAUGUCGGAUUUAGCUGUGCAGCAUUACUUGGUGGAUCAGCGGAUUGUCCGAAAAGCUGGUACAGCAACUUUUCCCUGCAUAUUUCCCCCCCACCAGAAUAUGUCGUUGACCAACACAAAGACGGGCUUUUCUGUAAAGGACAUUUUGGACCUUCCUGACACAAAUGACGAAGAAGGAUCUAUCACCGGAGCGGAGGAAGACACGGAGGGAUCGGAGACCACAUCCACGACAAAAAACACUGGAGUUUUGGUGCAAAGUCCUCUAGAAAACGUUCAAAAUCUGCCUUUAAAGAACCCCUUUUAUGACAGUAGUGACAAUCCUUACACACGAUGGCUUGCUACUACGGACAGUAUUCAAUAUUCAUUGCACGGUCUCUCCGCCAGCUCUCAGGACUCGGCCAAGUCCCCGGAGCCGUCCGCGGACGACGAAUCGCCGGACAACGACAAGGAAACUUCCAGCAGCGGCGGCAGCGACUCCGGCAAGAAGCGGAAAAGGAGGGUGUUGUUUUCCAAGGCGCAGACCUAUGAGCUGGAGCGCCGCUUCAGGCAGCAGAGGUACCUGUCCGCCCCGGAGAGGGAGCACCUGGCCAGCCUGAUCCGCCUCACCCCGACCCAAGUGAAGAUCUGGUUCCAGAACCACCGGUAUAAGAUGAAGAGAGCCCGGGCCGAGAAAGGUAUGGAAGUGACCCAUCUCCCUUCUCCCAGGCGGGUGGCCGUGCCCGUCUUAGUCAGGGAUGGAAAGCCUUGUCACACUCUUAAAGCUCAGGACUUGGCGGCCACUUUUCAGGCCGGGAUCCCCUUCUCGGCUUAUAGUGCCCAGUCACUCCAACACAUGCAGUAUAACGCGCAGUACAGCGCCGCGGCCACGCCACAGUUCCCCACAGCACAUCACUUGGUGCAAACGCAACAGUGGACUUGGUGAGAGAAAUUAUAGAGACUUGGCUUGGAGGCACGAUAGGGAG